CUUGAUAGAUUCGUCGUUCAAAAAUGCGGAAAUAACCAAUGUAUUUGUGUUUUUUAACUGAAUAUUCCUGAUCUACUCCCCCAGACUUGAUUGGUGGAGCCUGGGAGGUUAAAGUUGAAAAGGGACGGACGCGGAACUAAACUGAACUAAACUUUUCUGGUUUACGUGAAUGCGAUAACGCUUUAUCUGCUGUUGCUAUGUUAUUCAAGUCACUAGUAGGGAGUGCCUGCACUCUGCUUGGAGCUGCAACAGCCUUCAAAUUUGCACCUGUGGAAGUCCAGGCCCAAGCAGCUGCCCUCCUUCACAGCGCUGUGAGGAAAUCCUCUCUGGUAGAACAAGCAAAUAUGAGGAUUGAACUUCUCCCUGCACUCAGUGACAACUACAUGUACCUCCUGAUUGAUGUGGACUCCAGAGAAGCAGCUAUUGUUGACCCUGUGGAGCCAAUAAAGGUUGUGGAAGCUGUCAGAAAACAUGGCGUAAAACUCACAACAAUUCUGACCACUCAUCACCACUGGGAUCAUGCUAGUGGAAAUGAGAAGAUGGUAAAGCUAAUGCCAGGACUGAGGGUCUAUGGAGGAGAUGACAGAAUUGAUGCUAUUACAAAGAAAGUUUCUCAUUCCAACAAUCUCAAAAUUGGAUCACUCAAUGUCAAAUGCCUGUACACACCAUGUCACACAACUGGUCACAUCUGCUACUAUGUGACAAAAGAAAACAGCACCGAGCCACCAGCUGUUUUCACAGGGGACACGCUGUUUAUGGCUGGUUGUGGUAAAUUCUUUGAGGGUACAGCAGAGCAGAUGUACAAAGCCUUGAUAGAAAUUCUGGGAAGCCUGCCUCCUGAAACACGCGUUUACUGCGGUCACGAGUACACCGUCAGCAAUCUGAAAUUUGCCCGUUAUGUGGAACCAGACAAUGAAGUCAUUCAGAAGAAGCUAGCUUGGGCAAAGGAGAAAUGCAGCAAUGGAGAACCUACUAUCCCGUCCACUUUGGCAGAGGAAUUCACAUUUAACCCCUUUAUGAGAGUGAAAGAGAAGUCCGUGCAGGACCACGCAAAGCAGACAAACCCGGUCGAAACCAUGAGAAGUCUCCGGAAAGAAAAAGAUGGCUUCCGGGUUCCCAAGGAGUGAUGUCCAGUGCACUCAUGCUGACUGUUUCUUAACCGCUUCCAAAACUGCAGCCUGUCAAUAAUAGAGUACUACAGAGAAUAUCUGCAAUUCAAUUUUAAAGCGACUUAAGGUAGAUGUACUACAUUUACUCUCAGUCAAGGCACACAUUUUAUAUCCCUAUAUUCAGCCCUGAUAUGGCUAUAAACUUCAUGUAGUUGUAUUUGGUUUGUUUGGAUGAUAUUGGUGUGAUAGUUGAUAAUUGAAUGAUUUAAAUCAUUGAGAAAUACAUUUGGUCAUCUGUAAAUCUGAGUUUUAGAGUAUAUUUAGUAUUAUGUUGUAAUAUAUUCAUGUAAAAACCUCAACUUCAUAAAGUGUUAAAAUUGAAAGAUUUUAACAAGACAGGGAGCUGCUUGAGGAACAAAUGUUGGAAUAUGUGUAACAUUUCUGUAAAUUGAUGAAUAAUUUCUUUGUAAAGAUUCAAAUCAAUGCUUUAUUUAGGAAUGUUCCCUUGUGGCAUUUCUUUUCAUAUUUACUUGGAAGCUGUUAGUUUGAUGUUAAAUUCAGCGCAAGUGCUUUUUAUUUCUUUUUAUUGAAAAGCAUUUUGUGAGCAAAGCAUUAUCUACUUAUUGGUUUGUCAAGCAUUGCAACGUUGGAUACCAUGAAUGCUCUUUUGCAUGUAAAGUACAAUCUUACAAAGAAUAUUGCAUUGUGUUCUUUGGAAAAAGCAAUAAACACAUUUAUUCAAGUCA
Sander lucioperca (pikeperch) is the source of this 1855-nucleotide messenger RNA. RefSeq names its product hydroxyacylglutathione hydrolase, mitochondrial-like. The transcript has 9 exons. The record is from RefSeq and is a predicted model, not a curated record. NCBI's taxonomy places the organism in Eukaryota, Metazoa, Chordata, Actinopteri, Perciformes, Percidae. Gene Ontology annotation, cellular component: mitochondrion. Gene Ontology annotation, biological process: glutathione metabolic process. Bases 198 to 1127 code for a protein of 309 amino acids. Gene Ontology annotation, molecular function: hydroxyacylglutathione hydrolase activity.